UUUCAGAAUCUAGGGGCAUGUCCAAGAUGAGAGUGUGUAUAAUUGGAGCUGGCCCUUCAGGCAUGUCAGCAUUGUGGCAUUUCUGUCAGUGUGACAAGAUGCCGGAGGUGGUGUGUUUUGAAAAGCAAAGUACUUGGGGAGGCCAAUGGAAUCGAACCUGGAGGACAGGAUUCGAUGAACACGGCGAGCCAGUUCACAGUUGUAUGUAUAAUGAUUUAUGGACAAACGCUCCGAAAGAAUCAAAUAUAGAGUUUCCAGGUUAUACAUUUGAGGACCAUUACGGCAAAAGUGUACCCUCCUAUAUCUCUGUACCUGUGGUUAAAGAUUAUCUUGAAGGUCGCUGGUCAAGGGAUUACAACUUGAGACAGUUUGUUCAAUUCGACACACCUGUAAGAUAUGUAUCAUAUAACGACAGCACCGAUACAUUUCUUGUAACGUACGAAAACUUAAUUAGCAAGAAAGUAAUAAACGAAACGUUUAGUCACGUGAUUGUUUGUAGCGGAGCAUUUACAUAUCCCUUUACGCCCUAUAUUCCAGGAUUAGAUAGUUUCCAGGGGAGUGUGCUGCAUUCACGCGAUUUACGUCACUGUCACUUGUUCAAAGAUAAAACUGUUCUAAUAAUUGGCUCUGGAUUUUCGGCAGAAGACAUUGCUGUUCAUUGUUUGAAGUAUCAAGCGUCAAAAAUCAUUGUAUCCUGUAGAACUAAGUCGUUUAUUUCAAACUGGCCUAUAUGUAUAGAGGAGCGUCCAGUUGUUAAACGGUUCCAUGCUAAAGAAGCUGUUUUUACAGAUAACACACAAGCCGAAAUAGAUGAUGUGAUACUGUGCACGGGGUUUCGAAAUUAUUACCGCUUUCUUGAUCCGUGUCUUCGAAUUAAUGAGACACCCGUGAUUUAUUCAAAAGAGCUGUACAUGUCAGCACUUUUAAUAUCGGCUGGUAAUAAUAAAUUAUUUUAUGUCGGAGCUCAAAAAACCUUGUACACUAUGACUUACUUCGAUGUGGUUGCUAAUUGGGUGUGCAGGUACAUCAUGGGAACUCUAGAGCAUGAACCAAAAUCUGAAGCAGAUAUUAUUAAACAUUCCAAAGAAUGGUGGGUACGAGCUUCAAAUGUACACUCAUAAAAGGAGAUAAUUGAUUUUCAAACCGGAGUACUAAAAUAUAUGAUAGACGUCACGGGUUACAGACAAGAGGCACUGCAGGUUUACGACAUUCUAUUGGAUUGGAUGAAACAUCGAGAACAGGGUAUAGACAAAUACAGGGACCACAGUUUCCGUUCUAUAUUUACAGGCAAUAUGGCGCCUAUGCAGACGGCAUUUAUGGAUAUAAAAGACGACAGUCUUCAAACAUUCCUGAAAAAUUAAUUAUACAAAAUUAUAUUAGUAUAUUAAGUUUGUUGUACGAAUGUUACAUGUUACAUAAAAAUAUGAAUGUACUCAUGAAAUUAAAAAGAAAAACCUCACAAUUUCCAAAAUAGACAAUAGGGAUAACAAAAGGCCUCUUGACAACAUUACGCAGUAUUAUCGAUAACCAAAACUACAUUCUUUCCUCAUAAUGUAGACAUUAUAAUCAUAUAUGACCAACCGUAUCAUUGUAACGAUGCUGGGCUUCUGAAGAUCUUAUUUUCAUAUAAAGCUAAAACUAAGUUAUUAAUACUGACUUUUUUUUAAUGUA
Ruditapes philippinarum (Manila clam) is the source of this 1671-nucleotide messenger RNA. RefSeq names its product trimethylamine monooxygenase-like. The coding region runs from base 18 to 1121 and encodes 367 amino acids. Lineage: Eukaryota; Metazoa; Mollusca; Bivalvia; Venerida; Veneridae. The transcript has 4 exons. The record is from RefSeq and is a predicted model, not a curated record. Gene Ontology annotation, molecular function: flavin adenine dinucleotide binding; N,N-dimethylaniline monooxygenase activity; NADP binding.